GAAUCUUGUAGUGUUUACAUCGAAACUUUGUAUUUUACUACACAUAUUCCCAAAUUCCCAGCCGCAAUAACUGCUCUUGUGAUGCUUUAAAGUAUUAUUUAUAAACAUAACAGUAGCUCCACGAAAUGGUCUGUCUAGGUUUAGUCGUUUACGGUUUAGACCAUUGACCUUGUAUUGCAGAUUGUAAUUUGUAUAGACAAUCGGUCGCACAUCCUGGUCAGGCUAUCAUAACACUAUUCACUAUUACAGGAGCCAUCAUAACAUUGUCUAACUUGCCCUUUGCCCAAGGAAGUGAUAGAUACUGUAACUGAGUGAUAAUAGAGUGAUUGUUAUUAUUGUGUCACGUCACGUGUACAGUACUGAGUACAGCACAGUGUAGUAGUGUUAAAACGAACGUAACGAUGAGUUCGAAUAGCAGCAACCCCGAUGAUACCCUGCAAUCGUUGCAAGAAAUGUUUUCUGGUAAAUUAGACCCGGAUACCGUACAUAUGAUUCUCUCUGAGUGCCACUUUAACGUUGACGAAGCCAUCGAAACUCUGUGCAUGUUGGCGAGUGCUUGCGAGGAGCAGCACUUGUUAGAUGAACAGCUCGGCGAUGCGAAUGAUGGAGAAUGUCCACCAGAGCGCGCCACAGAUGGCAGCGUCAAACCUCGUUCUGUGGUCAGUGACACGGCGCCGGCUCGGUCGGACGACGUGGGCGGUUAUCAGAUUCUGCACGUAGGAGCAGAUUGUGUGGAUGACGGUGCAUCGCAGCUGUUGGCUGCGAGGCCAAGUAAUGCUCAGAUGGAGGCGGGAGAACACAUCGCACAGUGCGAGGUUGCUGCGGCUGGUGAUCGAGAAUGUCCAGGAAUAAACACCAAGCAUCACCCUUGUCAAGGGAGCGAGGCUGAUACUGAGGAAGAUGGCUCACAACCACACACCACCCUCUCGGCCACCGCUUGCUCGUUCCAACCACGAUCCGGUCCUUCGGUUUAUCCACCCGGAGCAGCGCCGCGCUACGAGUCUCCGGUUUUUUACGGCGUGCGCGGGUUUUUGCCGCCCCACUUCGGACACCCGACCCCGUACGUGUUGCGCGGACGUGCCCCGUACGACGUGCGGAUGCAGUAUCAUGCGGCACCUCACGACGGUCUGCUACGAGACUUUGCACUUCGAACGUCCGUGCCAGAAGAUUGGCUUCAUGGCAUACACGCGAACCAGGGGAAGCAUAAGAAGAAGAAAUCGACAAAUGUGACUACGCCUAUCGCGAUACUCUCUGAGGAGGAUCGUAACCGAUCGAGUGUGGGUGCUAGCGGGUGUUGUGUGCCGACAGCCCCCGCCGCGUCUCGUCCCGUGCAGACGUUUGCGCAGCUUGCGAGUAGACUUCACGCGUCACAGCCGGACGCGAAGGCCAAGGAAGGUACGCCACUUCGGAGAAAAACGGUCGCGAAAGCUCUGCUGAAGUGUUCGAGAGAAUUUCUGAAGAAACACGGAGCGAAGAGACAUGGCGUGUGGACGGCCGAGUCGAUUGAAUUAGCCCUGCAUGCUGGAGGUUUCAAUUCGCAAGCGGAGAGAAAAGUGGCCAGCUAUAUGUUGAAUGACAUAAAGCUAUUGGUUCUCAUGAGAGGGUGCCCUGGCAGCGGUAAAACAACUCUAGCAAGUAAACUGAAGCAUGGUGGUGUCAUACUCAGCACGGAUGACUAUUUUGAAGGCAAAAAAGGAUACAAGUUUCAGGGUAGUCAAUUGGAGGCAGCACAUGAGUGGAAUAAAUGUACAGCAAAACAGUUUAUGUUGGAAGGCAAGUCACCAGUGAUCAUUGACAACACAAACACCCAGGCGUGGGAAAUGAAGCCUUAUGUUGUAUUGGCACGUCAGCAUCGAUAUGCUGUAGAAAUGAUUGAACCAAUGACAUCUUGGAAAUUCAAAGCCGGGCAGCUAGCAAAGAAAAAUUCCCAUGGCGUUACCAAACAGUCCAUCGAGAAAAUAAUCGGAAGGUAUGAGCGGAACAUCACCAUCAGUGAUGUGAUGGCACAGACGACCGCGGCCGAGAUGGCACCACAGAAAAAAUCUGCCGACGCCGUUUACUCCAAGGAUUCCUCCUCGACUGCUAAAGCAGCGAAGCCUAGUUGUGCGUCUGCCAAAAAAGCAAAACCUGCUGUGGCCAGCCACGUGCAAGGACGUGUGCACAAAUCAAAGCGGAGUAAGAAAGCGAGUAGGAAAUGUAACAGUAUGAGCCCAGCAUCGGUCGUCAUAGAGACGAGUGCCUCUGUAAGUGUCGCCUGUGUUGCGGUGGGCACGGACGCGCACGCCGAUCGAUCUCUCAGCCCUCGUUCAAUGCCUGGUGGUGAAACCCUAGAAAUAUAUAGUAGCGACACGGACGAGACAGGGUCAGAUGGAAGCGAUAGUUUUCAUGCAGCUGAGGAUUGUGAUGACAAUGUGGGCGAAAAUGUAGAUAGUGAUAAAGAUAUCUUAAGCUGUGGAGGUGUGACAGAGAAAAUACAUGGUGGAGGCUGUAAAGAAAUAAAACACGAAGUAGAUGCUACAAGUACGGGAGAAGUACAGGAAAGAAUAGAUGCUAUAAGUAAGGAAGGAGAGAGGAAAGGAAUGGAUGACAUAUGCUGUUCUAAAGCAAAGCAAAUUUUAGAUAUUUUAUACGCUUUAGAAGGAGAUGAAGGUAUAGAUGAGAAAAGUGAGGGCAAACUAAAGGAAGGAAUAGAUGACAUAAGUAAGGGCAAAGUAAAUGAAGGAACAGAUGAAAUAAGCUAUGGAGAUAUUAAGGAAGAAAUUAAUGUUAUAACUAGUGGCAAAGUGAAAGAGGAAGGCAAUGGUAUAAGUUCUUCAGAAAUAAACGAAGUUAUGGGUAAUUUAAUCUGUAGAGGAGUAGUUGCAGGAAUAGAUAAUGUAAGCUGUGGACGAAUAAAUGAAAAAAUUGAUUAUAUAAACUAUAGUGAAGAACAUGGAGGAGUAAAUGAUGACAUCUAUCAAAAAAUAGGGGAAGGCAUAGUUAGGGGAAAUAGUGGAGAACUGAACGAGGAAAUGGGGGAAGUGAGCUCUGCCAAUGCAGAAGUAAUUACAGAUAAUAUAGCCUAUGGCGAUGUAAAGGAAGAUGUAGGUGAUCUAGGUUGUGAAGAAGUGAAGAAUAAAGUAGAUGAUUGUAGUUGUGGAAUACAAGCUGGAAUUGACGGUACAAGCUCAGAUGAAAUACAAAAAGUAAUUGACGAUACAAGCUGGGGUGAAAUUCAAGAAGGAAUUGAUGGUACAACUUGGGGAGAAAUACGAGAAGGAAUUGACGGUGCAAGCUCGGCUGAAAUACGAAAAGGAAUUGACAAUACAAGUUCGGUUGAAAUUCAAGAAGGAAUUGACGAUACCAGCUGGGGAGUAAUACAAGAAGGAAUUGAUGGUACAAGCUCAGGUGAAAUACAAAAAGUAAUGGAUGAUACAAGCUGGGGAGUAAUACACAAAGGAAUUGACGGUACGAGCUGGGGUGAAAUACGAGAAGGAAUCGAUGAUACAAGCUGGGAAGAAAGCCAUCAAUCGACGACCGAGAAGAAGCAGCGAGCCAAUAAAGAAGAAAGCGAGGCCGUGGGCGACGUUCUUGCGCCGAUGCCGCAGCGCAGGAAGGCCAGAGCAUGCGCGAGCACCGCCAUGCGAGAUCUUGCGAGUGCACUGCUGCCACAGCCACAAGGAAAAGGCAAACCGGCGAGCGUGUCUGUGAACGAGUUACCUGGCGGAGAUCCAUGGUCGAUGCCGGCGUUUCCCGCUUGGCAGGGUGUGACGCUGCGAGCUGUCGGGCGCGAGAUCAACGCGGAGGGAAUCAACGACGGCAACGGUGGCGCCCCUCGGUGGCGGGACGGCGUCGCGCACGCCGCCACCAACACGUACGGCGUUGACUUUCGGCUGCUCGAGAGCGUCGAGGCUGGUGUCGCGGGGCUGCAGCGCGUGCGCACGCUUGUCGCGCGCGCCCGGACUCUCGGCCCCGGUGCGAUGCCUGACCCGCCGGGUCAUCUGGCGGUGGCGGAGUCGCCCGUUCGGCUUCGCGGCUGGUCACCGAAGAAGCAUGCGUUGUUUCCCGACGAGGCGAUGCUAGGGGUCGCCGCCACUCAUCCGGCGAUCGCGCUGAUGCUCGACAAGGGAUGCUCGACCGAGGACGACAACACGGGCGGAGGAGGAGGUGAAGGAGGAGGAGGGGAGAGUGUCGCGUUCCUACAAGCAUGCUUUCCGGACGCGCGCGAGGAGGACCUGCGAGACGUCGUCGAGAAGUGCGGCGGCGACGUCGACUGGGCGAUGAAUCUUGUGCUCGAUGACUCCGGCUUCCUCGCGCACGGCGGCCCCCUGCAGUCGGAGGUGACGUGGGACAUUACGCAGGUCGAAGCAGAGGUGGAUAAAUCCAUAGGCGCCCCCGAUCAAUCGGAGGCAGAGGGGAGCAUUGCGCAGGUCGAAGCUGAGGUGGAUAAAAACGUCGGUGCCACGGGAGAAUCUCGGUCGGCUCUGAACGCGUUGAUGGAGACGUACGAGUCGGACAGUUUCGACGAGGAGGAGGAUGAUGACCCCAGCUGUCCACCAUGUUCAGUCGGAAUGCCGCCGCCUCUGCCGGGGGCGAAAGUACCGAUUCUUUCUAACUGCUCGGAACCAACCGGGAGGAUGCCUGGCAUCGAGCUAAAUUUGAGUAGUGUCGGCGACGGUCCCCUGCCGAUGUCGCCGCCGCCGCUCGCCAUCAUGUGCGAGGAUGUCAUCUUCUCGGAGAAAGGGUCUGAGUUUUUACGUGACGCGAGCGUCGGCGGCGAGGAAGAAGAAGCAGCGCUGAAGGGCCUCGACGUGUGGGCGGAGUCGGCGAUGCACCGGCGCCCUCUCGCAUCGCCCGUGGAAACAGAGCAGAGCAAAGCUCUGCAGGGUUUUCCACCAGAGGGCGUAGAUGUCGUUGGCGAUGUCGAUGUCAACGAAAAUACGAAUAACAGUAACGCCGUGCCGUCGUUGUAUCCUUCGUUAGACGUGGAUGCUGGCAGGUGUCGCGGCGAGGCGCUGCGCAUGGGACCGAUGCUGACGGGUCAAAGUUCAAGCGGGAGGAGCACAGAUGCAGACGAAUCGGAUUUUAUUUUAACUCUGGAUGUCGAAUCGGCUGCUAGUUUGCAGCAGGUGUUUGGACCUAUAGGAUUCUUUGCCUCUACCGGUAAGCUGGAAGCAAAGCAUCGACGCGUCUUGCUUCCCGUCCAGUUGGCCGCGCAGAUUUAUCAGCACUGGGCGGUGACUCAGAUGUCCAGUAUCCUACAGGAGGCCAUCACGCCGGACCACAUCACAGCAGAUGAAGUAUUAGCAUAUCAGCUCCAAGAUGAGGAAAACAGAAAGGGAGAAGAAAAGCACACAAUACCGCUGCCUCCCACUAAACUUACAGAGAUCAUGGAUGAAGAGCUAGCAUGGCAGUUGUGCAGAGAGGACCAGAAGGUAAAGCUGAACACAGCUGAACUGGAUUUUGCAACAACUCUAAAGCUGAAGGAGCUUCAAGAGAGAUUCCCUAGUGCCGACAAGGAAUUGCUUGAUAGCAUAUUUGUGGCAAACAACUUUGCACUCGGUCCAACUAUAGAAGAACUGCGAAAUUCCGGCGUUCGAGAAUUGUCCCUGCAGUCAGUUGCCGGCACAUCAAGACUUGGUCAGUCCACAUCAGCUGCCAUGCAUCUGGCAGGGGAUCCCACACUGGAGACUGGCUAUGAGGCUGGAUCGGACUUCCAGCAGCUACAGGGCCCAGAGUAUCACGACUUCCGCGCCGAAGCCUUCCAGCAUCACAAGCUGCGGCAGGAGUGCUUCCAGAAGGCGGCCGUCGCUCACGGCCAGAACAUGCACCAGGUGGCAGUCUACUACGGGCAGCAGGGCCGCCUUCACACGCAGAAGAUACUGGAGGCAAACAGCAGAGCAGCCGAGCGGAUUCUGCACUACAGGAACGCGGAGACGGAUGCCAACAUGCUAGACGUUCACGGCCUGCAUGUCACCGAGGCCAUAGACGCCGUCGAAAGGUUCCUCGCCUGCAGGGCAUCCGAAUGUGCACAAUCUGCAACCAGGUAUAUCUCGAUCAUUACUGGUAGAGGUGUUCACAGCAAGGGUGGCUCAGCAAAAAUUAAGCCUGCAGUAAUCGACUAUCUGCGACGACAUAAUUACAGAGUUGCUGAGCCACAACCAGGAAUGGUGCAAGUGUAUCUGAAUUAAUCCGUGUCUCAAAUCGAAGUGACGCUCAGUUAAGCGCCUAGGCACCGGGCCGUCUGACUCCUGCGAUCUGAAUUAAUUGUAAUGACAAUAUGCCAGACUAUAGGCACUAGCCUGUGUGGUUACCGUGAGUGAUGGAAUGCCCCAUAUGCUUUUGGAUGCAAGGUAAAUGUACACAUGUAUUUUAAUUGGUGUGCAGGAUGGUCUAACUGAAGAAAGGUCGUGGCAAUAAUGAUUGACGUUUGAUGUUCGGAUGAUGAAGCUUAACAUAGUUACAUUUAGACGUUGUUUAAUUGCUCAUUUUAGAUCGUAUUGACAUUUUAUUAUAUUGAUUAAAUUAAAAUUUCUAUUUUUAGAUUAUGGCAGUUUUAUCUAGUUAUGUCUAUAUAGAUGUACUAUGUGAGAUUACCAUGAUUGUUAUAGACAUACUAUAUUAUCCAAGACAUGAAUAAGUGCUGUGCAAUUUUUACGUAAUCGUAUUCUGUAUCGUCUGUAUUUUCAAUUUAAUCUGUAGAUUACGUAGUGAAAUUGAGCGUUUGUUAUUUUAUGACGUUUCUACAUGCACAUAUUUUCGUAACGUGCUACAGAAUUUCAUACUAAUUAUGUGCGUUCUGAGCAGAGAAUUAUUGAAAAUAAUUUUUAUAAUGAAUAUUAUACAUUUGUUGAUUUUUAUCGUGAAGAUGUACAAUUAGAUGAGAAAUAAAUUUGAAGUGUCUAGAAAUAUAGAAGAUAUGCAUCUUAAGUGUGUUGUUGCCUGCAAAUUAUUAUUAUCACUGUUGUUAAACUAUAAUAUAUUGUUGAAUAAAGUGUUACCACUUGUACAUUUCUAUGCAAGUAACAAUUAGUAAUAAUUACAGUAUCGUUAUUUAUAUAGUAUUUCAGUGUAUAAUUGAUAGAUCGUUUUUAUAAACAUGUCAAAGUGUGAAAAAUAAUUCGAGUGCUCACUCACUUGUGACCUGUGUUUAGACUAAAAAAAUCAAGAACAUUUAAAAUUUACUGGUGGGACGUCCUGGACUGAUUUUAGAGCCGGAAGUUUAAACAACUUCAGAUGCUAUUGUGGAUAAUUUUGUCGUAAUAUCAUUCGUAUAGACUCGUGCAUUCACAUGUUUGCUCCUGAUUGUGGUUUGCCGUGUAAGCACUUGCAACAGUUGUUUGUGUUAAUAAAUAUGAUAAUAACCCUA
This is a messenger RNA of Priapulus caudatus, 7348 nucleotides long. RefSeq lists its product as uncharacterized. The transcript has 15 exons. Lineage: Eukaryota; Metazoa; Priapulida; Priapulimorpha; Priapulimorphida; Priapulidae. The coding region runs from base 402 to 6170 and encodes 1922 amino acids. The record is from RefSeq and is a predicted model, not a curated record. Gene Ontology annotation, molecular function: protein binding.